This is a messenger RNA of Lytechinus variegatus (green sea urchin), 1368 nucleotides long. Its product is annotated as vegetative cell wall protein gp1-like. Lineage: Eukaryota; Metazoa; Echinodermata; Echinoidea; Temnopleuroida; Toxopneustidae. The coding region runs from base 95 to 655 and encodes 186 amino acids. The record is from RefSeq and is a predicted model, not a curated record. The transcript has 2 exons.
UUGUUCCGAAACCUAUUCAUGGUCACUGCAGAACAGCUUAAUUUCAUGCAAUCUAUAACAUCGUAGCUCAGAAUCCGGCAUCUUCAAACCGAACAUGGCAUCCGUUCGAAUCUUCAGCACCUUCCUCGUCAUCAGUCUAGCCUGUUCAGUGGGUAUCUUGGCCCAGACACAACCCGAUCAACCUACAAAUGCUGCUCCACCGAAUCAACCGACACCUGCAGCUCCACCGAAUCAACCGACACCAGCUCCUUCUCCCGCCGCCAAACCUACCCCGGCUGCAAUCACCUCAGGGAGCAAGAGUGCUUCUUCCACGUCAGACUCUUCGGAAGAGGCUCCCGGUCCCGCUCCCCCUCCCAACCCAGCUCCGGCCCCGAAUCCAGCUCCGGCUCCAGGCCCUAAUCCGGCUCCCUGUCCGGCUCCAGGCCCUAAUCCGGCUCCCUGUCCGGCUCCAGGUCCCAAUCCAGCCCCAGCAUCAGCAGCUGGUCCCGUUCGGAUAGCACCCGCUCCCCUAGGCUCACACCUGAGAAGGAGCGACUCAUCAAGUGCGGCUGGCGUCGCUGUUGCCGUAUUAGCAGCCGUCGGAUUCAUCGCAGGAGCAGUCAUCUUCGCCGUCAAGAAGUACAGACACAAUUCUCCCGCCCUAUUGGAAGCCUAAGAAAUGCCACAUAUAUAUUAAGGAAAUUCUAAAGAUAGGAAAAUGCUAAUACUACAUGUAUCUCGUAAUUUUUGAAAUUCAAUAUCAGAGGAAAUGAAAUAAUUCUGAUAUAAUGUAAGCAUGAGUUAAAGCUCAGCUCUCAUUAUACGAAAUUUUCAUUAAAAAACAUAUAAGUUCAUAUAAAGUGAAUGGAUGGAAUGAUAACUUUCAAAAUCAUUAACUUUUCUGAACUAGAGUAGAAACUCAAGCUAUUACCUGAUUUUUGAGUGGCCCCUGCAAUACACUCCUAAAAACUUGCGUAGAUGUCGUUUGGCAACAGAGUUAGAAUUUGCCAAAACUAGGCCGAAGCAUAGUCAAGAAUAAUUGACCAAUUUGUGUACAGAAAAUGUUGCUCAACAUUCGGUCAUAUUCACACCUAUCUGUGGUCCCUUUGUUCAUUUUGGUCAUGAUGUUGGGCACACUUAACCAACAAGAUGAAUGUUGAUUAUUAUAUUGAGAAACACACAUAUUUAUUGUUCACCGGAUAAGCAUAAGAAACAGUUAGGUUAAGCAUUGGUUAAACAUUGACCAACAAGUUUGAUAGUGGGUUCUCAUACAGCACCCUAUUUCUGUCAGAUUUGACACUCAGCAUUUCAAGAUAAUGUGAUUGGAACUUAGAUAUAUUGGGUGCUGACGGUUGUUUACGUCCGUUUGACAUUUUCAAUAUAAUAAGC